Messenger RNA from Mastomys coucha (southern multimammate mouse), 1293 nucleotides. RefSeq names its product FANCD2 opposite strand protein-like. The record is from RefSeq and is a predicted model, not a curated record. NCBI's taxonomy places the organism in Eukaryota, Metazoa, Chordata, Mammalia, Rodentia, Muridae. The transcript has a single exon. The coding region runs from base 56 to 601 and encodes 181 amino acids.
ACUCAGCUGCUACUCUGGAGUCAGUAUUGUGUGGGGGAGAGCAGUGAGACUUACAAUGGCAGGAUACCAGCUCUGGUCACCAUGGACCCCCCUAGAUGAGAAUUUGCAGUGGCUGCGGCACACAAAGCCCACCUUUUCCACUAAACAUCCUUUUAGGGUCUCGCCUUGCUUUCAACACACCCCUUCUGAUAUUGAAGUAAAACAGUGCUUUCAUGAAGUUGCUGUAGUCUUCGAGAACCCGAAGAUGGAAGCUGUAAAAGGCUCAGAGAUACAUGGCCGCCAACCUGAGCCACAGAAAGGAAUAGCAGCAGCCAAGAAGAGACGGAUGAUUAAGAAGCCCCAACCCAUCCGUCUCAUUGGAUUGGAUUCAGUCUUUGGCAGUGUUAUUACAGUCCAGCCACCCAAGUGGACUGGAACCUUCAGAGUUUCUGAUACAUCAGCCUUCAGCAAAAUCAUCAGCAAAAAACAACAGUGGCCCAGUGGUCUCAAGGAGCCACAGAUUGAGAUGACGGUAGCCAUGUGCAAACAGAUGCUACGCUCGAUUCUUCUGCUGUAUGCGAUAUACAAGAAGUGCACCUUUGCCUUGCAACACUCCCAGUAAAGGGUUUCCAUCUGACCCUAGUACUUCACACCAUAAUGUAUGGUAUGUACUGGAGCUUACAUAAACCUAUCCAUAUAAGUCAAACUGUACCCUCAUAUUUGAUAUUUUGCUCUUCUAUCAAGUUAUAAUAGCCUAGAAGUUCCUCUCCUUCCUUUCUCUUCACAAGCAGGGCCAACGAGACUGAGUAAAGAAGAAUAUUUCUGCUUGAAAACUGAAUGGACAUUUAAAAGUUAAACUACCAUCCAUCAACAUGCUCAUGUGGUACCAAAGAGUUAGACAAACCACACAAGCCAGCUAGUCCAGUGUGAACACACUCAAGCCCCAAAGAUAAUUGAAGAGCUCAUGGGAGAAAACGGACUUUAUAUAUAUGGAUUUUCUGAGUACCAGAAGAUGAAGCAAUCAAAAUUCAAAAUCUUUGUGUGGGUUAAGGACCAAUUUGAGAACAGUUGUCAAUCAUCAAACAGAUUAUGACCACAGCAACGAUCAUCAAACAGAUUAUGACCACAGCAACCUAACCAUAGGACUCUAAUAUCAACAUCGGUGAAACUGUUAAAAAAUAUUCUUACAGGCUGACAAGGAUGAACUUGAUAGCCGUUUUGAGACUGGACAUUUUGUUGGAAGACACGAGAGUCCCCCAUAUUAGCUUCUGGUAUUCUAGUUCCAAUAAACCACCACUGUUUUAUUUAAGGGGA